Messenger RNA from Durusdinium trenchii, 1717 nucleotides. Lineage: Eukaryota; Dinophyceae; Suessiales; Symbiodiniaceae. The record is from the annotation of a GenBank genome assembly.
GGCCAGGGGUUAGGCUAAACUAUCGCAAAAGCCCUGACUUCAUGGCUUGUUCUUUGCCAGUCUCACUGGGUAUCUCGUACUAUAAAUGUAUAGACCCUUACAAUGAUCAAAGGAAAGACAAACUUGUGUGCCGCCAUUCCUGCUAUAUGAAUGACGUUCUGAAAAGACAAAUUGAACUGCGCUUCAAGGUGUCAAAGGCAUCCAAAUGUUUGAUUCUGUUUAGCUGUUGCUUCCUUGGGCUCAAGCCAAAGGCUGCAACACUCACAGCAGAACCCGGUCAGUGCCGUCAUGGCGCGACGCCAGAGAUGCAUCGCCGCAUCGCUCCCGGCACUCGUCAGUCUCCUCGCUCUCCUCGUCGCGGUCUGGGCCAAUGCGCUGACGACCUCUUUCGCCAUUCCCACCGGAUUUCUGAGGCACGUCUCUCCAACCUCCGGACGGAUGGCCACCAACGUUGGAGGAACGAUGAUUUCUUCAUCACUGACACUAGCCUCAGGAGGCGUUGUUCUGGCUCUUAGCCUUUUGCCCAGAAGAUCAAGCACCUCCCAGACCCUGAGAGGGGCGAAAGGCGAGGCAGAGGGGAAGAUUAAGCUCUUUUCCCCUGCGAAAGUGAAUCUUUUUCUACGGAUUAUCCGAAGAAGGCCAGAUGGCUAUCACGACUUAGCAUCGUUGUUUCACACGGUGGCGUUCAGUGAUAGCCUAGAAAUCAAGGUCCUGCCGGAUGCUGAGAAGGACGCUUUGGAGUGCAACUUACCCGGAGUGCCGGUGGACGAGUCCAACUUAGUCAUUCGAGCCUUGAAGCUCUUCCGCGAAAAGAGCGGCAUCGAGCGCUUCUUCGGGGUGAAACUGGAAAAGCAAAUCCCUGCACAGGCAGGAAUGGGUGGCGGAAGCAGCAAUGCAGCCACCGCUUUUUUUGGUGCCAACCUACUUUGUGGCAGCCCAGCCUCGCCAGAGGACCUGAUCCGUUGGGGCGACGACCCAGUGAUCGGCUCCGAUGCCACCUUUUUCCUCUCAGAAGGAACCGCCUACUGCACUGGAAGAGGUGAAAUUGUAACGCCCAUCGAAGGGCUGCCCAUCAAGGAAGGCUUGAGUGUUUAUUUGGUGAAGCCCAACUAUGGGCUCUCCACCGGGAAAGUCUUUAAGGCCAUGGACCUGUCGGCGCUGAGCACCGUCGACCCUGAGGAGCUGCUUCAGACCUUCAAAGACAAGGGAACUUCCCACAGCUCCUGGGUCAACGACUUGGAGAAGCCAGCUUUCACGGUCUCUCCUGAUCUCAGCGAGCUUAAAGAUUUCCUGGCCACCGAGUGGGGCUUCGAGGCGGUGCUCAUGUCUGGUUCGGGCAGCACCAUUUUCUGCCUGGGAGAUCCUUCCGGCGGGUCCCAGGACUUCGAGGCAGCCACGAAGGAGAAGUUUGACAUCGAAGGCAUUUGGAAGACGAGCUUCAUGCGCCGGCCCAGCCCUACUGAGUGGUACCAAGAGGUCUAAGCUGCUGGGCUGAGUGAAGUGAGUGGAAGAAGGUCGAGGAGUUUGAGACCACCCCCUCCUGUAGAAGUACAGACUGACUGUAGCCGCAUCGGCUGGAUGUCUAUCGGUUUCAUAGAAAUGAUAAUUUCAAUACGCUGCGCAACCAGUUGCAGCGAUUCUUUUCCUAUCGAGUCGCCAUGGUGGUUCAAUGGAGAAAAAUGCUGCGAGUGGACAAAACAGUGACUGGCUGUUGCAG